UCUCUGACCAUGGAGACCGCAAAUGAAGAAAAUAAAGACAAUAAGACGAUUAAACGCACAAUUUUGGAUCAAUUCGCAAAUUUAACAAACAUCCACGAUAAAUUUCGCUUGAAAGGCAGUAUAAACAUACUCACGUAUUUAAGCGAAAAAGAAAGCAGUGAAAAAGAAAUUGAAUUGAAAUACAUACUAGGAAGGAUAAUCAGGGGUUUAGGAUCGUCUACGAACAACGCAAGGUCGGGGUUUUUUACCAUUUUAGUGGCUCUUUUAAACGUUGAAGAAAUUCAAAUUGAACAAAUUUUUGAACUCGUAGAGAAACAUUUGCACACUGCUGGUAGCAACUCGAAAUCAGAAAAUGCCGAUAUAUAUACAGGACAAAUACUUGUCUCGGGAGGAGUUAUUCGUUCUAAUGUUUGGUUAAAUAUUGGAGUAAACCAUAAGAGUACCUUGAUAAGCAAUAUUUUAAAGGCUUGCAAAGAGAGAAGUUAUCACACAUUAUUAGGCUAUGAAUUUAUUGGUCAGGCUCUCGAAAAGGCCGAUAAAAAAGAACUUCAUAAAUUAUGUACCCUAAUAAAGGAAAUUUUAACGCCAUUCGAAAAUUACACAUUAGACAGCUUGUAUUUAAUGUGCUACUUGAAGAAAAAUGUUCCAAAUGUACCCAAAAAUGUUAUCAAAUACCCCGAUAUUUUCGCAGAAAAAAAUCUGAAAAAUUUGUGCGAUAUUUUAACGAUAAUUCCUCGUUUGGCCACUCUGCAACAUCCUGUAUACGACAUAAUCGGUGCGGAAGCAGCAAAUUCCGGAAAAUUGGCGGAGUUUCUGGAACAUAUCGAUGCUUGCCUCGAUAUACCAAACCGGAACAAGCUAUUUUUAGUUACCAAGCUGCUGACUGUAAUUCUGGAAAAUUUACAAGACCGAACCCAAAUACCGACCGUCUUGAAUAAAAAUUUCAUACACCAAACUCUAACCUACUAUAAAUCGUUGAAAGGGAAAUCCGACGAUGUCGAAUACGGGAAAAUCUCUAAAACAUUCUUGGACGCACUGAUCGACGCAACAAAAGAAAACAAUGUCGAGUCAGACACCAAAAUCUCGAUAUUAAAAAAACUGCUCUUUUCACCUGGCACUUUUAUUAUCGAAAAAAUAACGCAUUCCAAAGUGAUUCAAAAUAUCACGUUGAAUUUGAAUGUAGAUGGGGUGAAAAAAUUGGCCAAAGUUUACAAAAAUGUGAUUGAAGGAAAGGAGGUAAUAGACAAUCAAUAUGGACACAGAGAUUUAUGGUCGAAUAACGAUAAAUUAUACGCCACGCAUUUACUAAUAAAACUCCUAAACCACAAAGCCACUAAAGAUGAUAACCAGUGGAAGGUCGAACAACUCAUUUUCAUCAUGGAAUUGAGUAUUUUAAAAGAAAACAAUGUUCAAAUUGGAGUUGAACUAGCAGCUUCCUUGAAACCAGCAUUCUUUGGGGCACUCGAUUUGAAACUAACAAAAUUAGAAGACCUCCACACGAUUCUGCUGCAGAUCGUUCUGCAUCUGGAUUCUAAAAUAAAUCCCGACAAUUUAGAAAGCAUUCUGCGAACUCCUAUUUCGAGCGACAACUACGCAAUCUGGCAGAAAGCCAUUGAAACAGUCAAGAAAAUAGAAAAGAAGAAGAAAAAAGGCGGCUUAAAAACCGUAUUUUUAACUCUAUUCCUGUAUUUAAGCCUUUUAUUAUUCAACGACCCUAAACUAGCCAUGGACGCUCUAAACGAGCUCUUCGUGUGCUACAAACAAACGAGAAAACAAAGAAAAGACAGCGACACGUUAGAAGCCGUCGGCGACGAAGAAAUCACCGAAGAUCUAACGUGGAUAGAAGUAGUGACGGAUUUAUUUUUGAAUUUUCUAUCGCAAAAUUCAUCGCUCCUGCGAACCGUCGUGAACAUCGUGUUUCCGCAUUUGUGCGAACACAUGACUCCCGAUACCAUCCAGCAAUUAGUAUCCGUAUUGGAUCCGGAAAACGAAAACCCCCUGUCUAAUGACAACGAAGAUGACGAUGAGAGUGAUGAUGAAGACGAAAGCGACGAUGCCAAUGAAGAAGACGAAGCAGAAGAAGAGGACGAGGAAGACGAAGAUGAUGUUGAAAACGAAACCGUAAAUGAUAGACUUCGAAUGGCCCUGCACAAAGCUUUGGUAACAAACGGUUAUAAAUCCGAUGAAGAAAGCGUAGAUCUCGACGAAAUAAGCGAUACUGAAGGAAAACGGCUGGACAAAGCGUUAGGCGAAGCCUUCAAACAAUACCGACCUAAUUUGGGCAAAUCGAAGAAGCAAAGUAAAGAACAAAUGACCCUAACUCAUUUUAGAAUUCGCGUUUUGGAUUUAAUCGAAAUUUAUCUAAACUCGACACCUUCCAUGAUUCUAGCACUGGAGAUAAUGUUGCCUUUACUGAAAACCGUCGAGUUCAGUUUGAGAGACGAACACCAAACCCCUUUGCUCAACAGACUGAAAUCCUGCUUGAAACAUUUAUCGAAUCUAAAGAAAUUCAAAGACUUCGAUGGCGUCGACGACGCCGUUCUAACCGAUCUUCUAAAAAGUCUGUUGGACAAAGGCACGAAGAGCGCUUGGAUCAUGCAGGACAUGGCCAAUCAAAUCGCCGAUUGCUGCGUGUUCGUCAUCAAGUGCUCGGAUUUGCUCCGAGCGAACGAAUCGACGCCUAAAAAAGUGAAGAAACGUUUGAGCAACUCGAUAACGGGCGUAGUCGUCGACGAAUUGGACGGGUACUUCAGCAAAAGGGACUGCGUCACUCCGAUUUUGUUCUUCAAGAAAGUAGUCCAGCUCUCGUGGGACGGCAAUCUCGGCUUGAUGCCGUCGAUUUUGAAAUGCAUAUUCGACGAUAACGUUAAGGUGUUUCGGAAGUCGCAGGCGGCCGAAUUGGCCACGAUAUUCUACUCGAAUCACCGAUACAUCAAUUCGAAGCCGGAGGAAAUCAAAGGAGCGUUGGAGGGAAUCCAUUCGGAGUUUUCCGAUAAUAUCGUGGCGUUGUUUAAAAACUUCUGUGAUAAUACAGUUAAAAACGCGUCGGAAAAAUUCACAUGCCAUUUGUUCAAAUUACUUACCUCGAUGAAAGUGUGUACGAUUGUCGAUUUGAAAUGGACCGAAGUAGCGGAUGUCGUUAGAGAGUAUCGAAGUUCCGUGUCGCUUUCGAAGGACGCUAAAUUGGCCUUUAACAGAUUAUGCGACAGGCUGCAAGUCUCUAACGUGGUUAAAAUGAAAUCCACGUUGAACGUUUUCAAGCAAACUAGCGAGGAAAAAUCCAACGAGAAGGACGAUACGAAAGUAAAAAAGAAGAGAAACAAGGAAAAACUGAAAUUAAAGAAAGAAACUAAGGAACUGAGAUUGCAGAGUUUGUCUGAAGGUUUUAGAAAUUUAGAUUUUUCUUCGGCGAACGGUGUAGAAAUGGAAGUAGAAGAUGAAGCUAGGAAAAGGAAACACGAGGACGCAGAUUCGACUGAAACGUUAGAAGGGGAUUCCUCGCCUAAAGUACACCAAAAUGGAACACAAAAAAUUCGCAAAACUAAAAGGAAAAAAUUAGAAUAA
Messenger RNA from Phyllotreta striolata, 3564 nucleotides. Lineage: Eukaryota; Metazoa; Arthropoda; Insecta; Coleoptera; Chrysomelidae. The record is from the annotation of a GenBank genome assembly.